UUAAAUAAAAUCCUUUGUAAAAAAAUUUCUACGAUUUAACAAUGUCUAAUAACUCUGAAAUUGAAUUUACUGAUAAUUUAGAUGAAUAUAUUAAUUGGAUUGAAGAAGCUGUCACGAGAAAUUAUUUUAAAUAUUACGAUUAUAAACACUUUAUUAAUAUUCAAGAAAUUGGUUUUGGAAAUUCCGGAAAAGUAUAUCGCGCAAACUGGAAAAAUUCUCGUAAUUAUUUAGCAUUGAAAUCUUUUUAUAAUUACAAUAGCGUCACAAUUAAAGAAAUUGUUAAUGAACUUAAACUUCAACGCGAAGUUGAUUUUCAUGAGAAUAUUAUUCGAUUUUGUGGCAUUACAACAGAAGAGAACCAAAACGAUUAUUCAAAAAAUUUUUUGCUUGUGAUGGAAUAUGCCAAUAGUGGUACCCUUCGAAAUUAUUUAUGUAAAAAUUUUGAAAACCUCACUUGGAAUGAUAAAUUAAACCUGGCAUUUCAGUUAUCUCAUGCCGUAUCAUGCUUACAUGAUGAAGGGAUAGUGCAUCGUGAUUUGCACUCCAAUAAUAUAUUAGUUCACCAAAAUACCAUCAAAUUGGCAGAUUUUGGAUUAUCCAAAAGAAUCGAAGAAUCAACCAAUGUUCAAUCAAAAUUAUUUGGAAUGGUUGCUUACAUUGAUCCACAAAUAUUCAAUAGAAGAAGGGAUAGUAAUAACCAAAUAAAAAUAUAUGUAUUAAAUAAGAAGAGUGACAUUUACAGUAUUGGCAUACUCUUAUGGGAAAUAUCUAGUGGGCGCCCACCUUUUAGUAAUGAACCAUAUGAUGUUGGUUUAGCUAUGGAAAUAUUACAAGGUCUUAGGGAAAACCCUAUUCCCAAUACACCUGAAGACUAUGUGAAAAUAUAUACCGAUUGCUGGAAUAAAGAACCAGAUAAUCGUCCAACUGCCGACCAGGUUGUCGCAAAAUUAAAUGAAAUUAUUCUAUUAAAUGAAAAGCAGAAUAUUGUUGAAAUUCCUAAAAAUGUUAUUGAUAACUCAUUGCAUGGAGAAAUGUCUCAAGUUAUUAAAAACUUUUGUAAUAUGAAUACAAAAGAAAUAGAAACAUCAAUAACAUCUGACAAUAACUUUUAUAUAAUGGUUAAUGAAAUAAUUCUCCUUCUUGACAAUGUAAAUAAAGAAAGGAAAAAACAUGAAAUUGUUAAUUAUUUUAAUAAUCAUAAUAUAACUUCACAGGAAAUUUACAAUUGGGUAUUAAAUAAUCAGGAUAAUUCAAAUUCUGUUUUUUUACUUGGAAUAUUUAAUCAUUUUGGAAUUGAAGUUGAUGUUGAUGAACAAAAGACAUUUGAAUUAUAUCAAAAUACAGCUAAUUCUGGAAAUGUAUAUGGAAUAACUAGUUUAGGAUAUUGUUAUGAAAAGGGAAUUGGAACCAGUGUUAAUAAACAAAAAGCGUUUGAAUUAUAUCAAAAGGCUGCAAAUUUAGGUAAUGCGCGCGGAUUAAGUAACCUAGGAGUGUGUUAUGAAAAAGGCAUUGGAACUAGAAUUGAUAAACCAAAGGCGUUUGAACAUUUUCUGAUAGCAGCGGAUUUAGGAAAUACACUUGCAAUAUACAAUUUAGGAAGGUGUUAUCAAUAUGGUACUGGAAUUAGUAUUAAUAAGAGAAAAGCGUUUGAACUAUAUCAAAAAGUAGCAAGUUUAGGAAAUCCAAAUGGAAUAUGUAAUUUAGGAUAUUUAUAUGAAAAAGGAAUUGGAACUAGAAUUGAUAAGCAAAAAGCGUUUGAGCUAUAUCAAAAAGCAGCAAAUUUAGAGAAUGUUAUUGGAAUAAAUAACUUAGGGUGGUGUUAUCAAAGUGGUAUUGGAACAAGUAUUGAUAAACAAAAGGCAUUUGAUCUAUAUCAAAAGGCAGCAAAUUUAGGAAGUGAUUUAGCCCAAUAUAAUCUUGCUUUAAUGUAUGAAUUUGGAGAAGGAGUCGAAAGGGAUAUAAAUCAAGCUAAUUAUUGGUAUGAAAAAUCUGUUAAGCAAAGAUAUCAGUAAGCUCAAAUUAAUUAAAGGACCUUAGUAGGGCAGUUUUGUCGUGGGUAUUAAAGAAGGUUCCUAGUAUUCAAGCGUCGUGGUAGUGAGGGUGCGUUUGGUAUAUUGACCAAGUUUUUGGUUCAUGAUAUGAGCGCGGUCGUGCGCUAGUGUGUUGAGUACUUUCUUGAAGUUGUUGUCGUUCCCUUUUAGCUACGUUUGCGCUGACAAGUUCUACAAGUAAUAAUUUUAUGUAUUAUUUAUUAGUAGGUAAUGUAAGAUAUGUUAACAUUUUAUGUAUUGUAUUUUAGAUCUUUAAAAUUAAUAAAAUUGGUAUUUAUUUUAUGAUUUUUUUUUAAAAUAACAA
Molecule: messenger RNA, 2355 nt
Organism: Rhizophagus irregularis DAOM 181602=DAOM 197198
Lineage: Eukaryota; Fungi; Glomeromycota; Glomeromycetes; Glomerales; Glomeraceae
Biological process (GO): ERAD pathway; protein phosphorylation
Cellular component (GO): endoplasmic reticulum membrane
Molecular function (GO): ATP binding; protein kinase activity; protein binding
Source: RefSeq, a predicted model, not a curated record